AUGGCACCAAACGCAUCAAACGGACAAUUAACUGACAAGCCUUUUCACAUUGAGACGAGACUACUCAUCAAUGGAGAGUUUGUCAAAUCCGCAGAUGAGAAGGUGUUCACGCUCUACUCUCCUGCAACCCAUGCUCUAGUUGCUGAAGUGUAUGAAGCAAGUGUCGAGGACACCAACCGAGCAGUCACCGCGGCGAAAGCAGCACAACCAGCAUGGGCGAGACUGUCCCCAACACAACGUGGAGAGCCUCUCAAGAAGCUUGCCGCGCUGAUCCGCGAGCAUCACACCGAGCUUGCCUACCUUUAA
Molecule: messenger RNA, 306 nt
Organism: Talaromyces rugulosus
Lineage: Eukaryota; Fungi; Ascomycota; Eurotiomycetes; Eurotiales; Trichocomaceae
Exons: 3
Coding region: 1-306 (101 amino acids)
Molecular function (GO): aldehyde dehydrogenase (NAD+) activity
Source: RefSeq, a predicted model, not a curated record